CGCUAACCCAUUGGAGUAAGCCGGACGUUGGUUGAAUCGAAAUAAGUUAUUCGAUUCAAAGUUUAUAUUUAAUAAUACCAAAGUCGUGUUUAGAUUUUAGUUAUUAUGAACUGAAUAGGUUUUAAGUGAACUAAUUUAGUAUUUUCGAACUAUUCUGCUUGGAAUCUUAUUGGUUGCAGAUUUCUUACUGUAUCCUAACAAAAAAAGUGCGGUGCGGUACCCAGUGUUCCGUGUGAAAAUCUGUGGCAUUUUUGUGAUUUAAAUAAUUCAUUUGGUCCACGAACAGUGUUUUGAAACUACCUGUUUAGUAUUUGGUUGUUUACUACGCUUGAAUACUAAGGACCAGCCUCGCCCGACCGGUUUUUCGUAAAGAGUGAAAGAUGCUACCUCGGAAAAGGAACAGGGGUCUGCUGGCGCUGGCGCUGAUGCUGCUGGUGCAGUCUUCUGAACAACAUGGUUCUGGAGCGCCUCCUGGGUCAUGCGUAGACCAACUCCCACGGCAUCCCGACAUCGAGCCCCAGACCUCCGUGCCACCCUAUGUGGUAGUGACGUCAUCGUCCCAAGUCCGACAAGGAGACAAGCUCAGCGUCACGAUUGGCAGCCAGCCUGGCGCGCCCGUGCCUAUUGGUGGAUUCAUACUGCAGGCUAGACAAGUGCAGAACCCUGACACUAUCGUGGGCAAGUUCCUGACAGUCCCUGAUCCCGAGGACACGCAGAUCAUCAGCUGCCGCGGCGACAACGACACUGUAACACACUCUAACCCUAAGGACAAGCCUGCGCAGACUUUCUUGUGGCAAGCGCCCACUGACUUCCUUGGAGGAAUCGAGUUCAGAGCAACAGUAGCACAAAGCUACGCGACCUUCUGGAAGAAUGUGGAAUCGGCAGUGGUUGAAGUGGUAACUCCAGACACCGUGAUCACCACUACGGCUGUGCCUGCUACCCCUCAGAGGACCACUGUGGCUCCUCCUGUCGUUAUGGAGUCUAAGCCAAAAGCAGUUCCUAUCCAACUCGACGCCAUCUACCAGGGUUGUGCCGACACUAAGCUCUGCUACGGCGUGCCCCAGAACUGCCUCAACGCCGGCAACUGCAAGGCCGUCGUGGCCAUCUUCGUCGCUGGCGACAAAUACACCUUCGAGAUCCAGGGAACGGACAACCCUAAAUACGUCGCUGCUGCUCUGAGCAUGGACAACAAGAUGGGAGACGACAGUGCCAUGGAAUGCGUCAGAAACGACAACGGAAGAGUCAGUCUCUUCACAUCCUGGACUUACCCUAAAGCGGAGCCAUACGUGCGAAGAUCUGACUCGCCUCAGGAAAUUGUUCAGCUUUUAGAGUCUUCUGUGAUCGAUGGGAAGCUGUAUUGCAAGUUCACGAGAGAUGUGGAAUCUAAAGUUAUGGGACAGACGUUCAAUUUGGCUACGACGAAGUACAACUUAAUGGUGGUUUCUGGAGAUAGUAUGAAAGACGCCGAGCGAGUAGGCUUCCACAGCCUCGCGUACGAGUCGACGGGCGAGCCACUCGCCCUUUCAAGUGUGGGUGCAGCCGCGGGAGCCUCCAAGCUGCUGCUCAAGUUGCACGGGAGCUUCAUGAUCGCCGCCUGGCUGGGAAGCGCUUCACUCGGCAUUUUACUGGCACGGUAUUUCAGACAGACGUGGGUCGGAAAGCAGCUAGGUGGAAAGGACAUUUGGUUCGCCUACCACCGAAUGCUGAUGGUGCUGACGUGGCUGCUGACCGUGACCGGCUUCAUCCUGAUCCUAGUAGAGGCCGGCGGCUGGUCCACUACGGGAGACAACCCUCACGCUAUCACCGGCAUCGUUACAGUUGUGCUGUGCUUUAUACAGCCCAUCGGUGCUUACUUCAGGCCACACCCUGGAACUAAGAAGAGACCUAUCUUCAACUGGGUGCACUGGCUAUUUGGCAACGCCGCGCACAUUUUAGGCAUUGCAACAAUCUUCCUGGCGGUGUAUCUUCAGAAGGCAGAGCUGCCUCCGUGGAGCGUGUUCGUGCUGGCGGCCUUUGUCGCUUUCCACGUCAUCAUGCAUGUCGUGCUUUCCCUAACUGUGUGCGUGUCGGAGGGCAAGAUCAGCCGCAGUCCCGUGAACGUGUUCCCUAUGAAGGACAUGAUGGGACAGCAGCGGCAGGCCUCGCAGGUCGACAGGAGCAUCGACGCACCGUUCUCCAGCUUCCGUCGACUGCUCCUCGGAAUCUACGCGCCCAUUAUCCUCAUAUUCGUCGUAGCCAUGAUCUGCCUAGUCACCCUCGCGCCCAUCGGAGACACCUACAACACCAUCAUGGGAGCUUGAACCUUAAUGCUUCAGCAAUAAGAUUAGUUUUUAGUUGAAAAUGUUGAGCACAUUUAGUCUUUUCACAAUUUAGCUUAAAGUACACAUUCAAUUUUGAAAGUUUCUAAAACAUCGCCAUGGGAGCUUGAAGCUUAUUACUUAGAACCUUUGCAAAACUUUGGUUUUAGGUUAAACGUGGAUACUUAGACCUUAUUCAAAGUUAGAAUCGAUGAUUUUGUAUUAAAGUUGUAUAUCCGAUAUUUAUUUUAGCCAAGAAUUGUAUUUUUUAUGACGAUUUGUACGUGGUUGUUGAUUUGAAAUAAAUACAUAGUAUUAUGAUAGGUCAGGUAGGUACUUACUUGCUCAGUUAUGAAUCCGUCCUUAAAUAAAAUGUAACGUUAGAUAUAGUUAUAGGUAUACAUAUUACUUUGGAACAUUUUCAAUAUUGUGAUAGUAAAAAGAAUCUACAUAAAAUUUCCACAAUUAUCUUGUUGAUUUAAUAAGAAAUUAUUUUAACUUUUUAUUAAUUUAAACAUUCAACACUGCAUUUUAUGGUUGUGCGUCUACUUGUGCGAAUGUUUGAUGAUUCAUUGAUAUUAUUAGUAUUGUAAUUUUAUCGCAAUUUGUAAUUAUAUAGUCAUGCAGUGAAGUAAUAUUUCUUAAAGUUUACGUAAACUAAUAUGAAUGAAUAUUUGAAUGAAUAUUUAUUUAUUAUGAAUGAAUAUUUGAAUGAAUAUUUAUUUAUUAUGAAUGAAUAUUUAUUUAUAAGUAUGGUGCAAUUUGAAUCUUAUAGUGAAUAAGUAACACAUGAAGUAAUAUUAAUUAAAGGUCACUUUCGUAAUUAAACUGCCAUAAUCAAUUGGUAAUCUAUACAAAUCAAAGAUUAUUCUAUCAUUUCUUUACUUUAAUUUCUUUCUUUCUCACUAAUUAUCUUCCUUAUUUUACGUACGUACGUACGUACAGUCGCCAUCAUAUAUAUCGGAGCGGCCGAGGUGCUCAAAAAUAUCUGAACACACACUAAUGUCUGACAAUAGAGGCGUGUUCAGAUAUUUGUGAGCACGCUGCCUGCUCCGAUAUAUCUGAUGGCGACUAUACAUGUACUAACCUAGAAUCCCUUCUUUCUUCCGAUUUAAAUGUUAUUUAAUGCUCUCAAUAUACAAGGAGGAUUAUUUUUCUAUAUGAAAUACAAAAUCUGACACUGCCAUUUUGUGUAAGUGGCCAAUGUUUCUAUUAGUCAUUUUCAUAGUGAUUUUAUGCUCCAACACUGUACAAUAGAUUUUUUGAAAGAUAUUUGAUGUAAAUAUUUGUUUAUACAAUAUUAAACAAAAAUUAAAAUGCA
Messenger RNA from Cydia strobilella, 3618 nucleotides. RefSeq names its product putative ferric-chelate reductase 1 homolog. Lineage: Eukaryota; Metazoa; Arthropoda; Insecta; Lepidoptera; Tortricidae. The transcript has 13 exons. The record is from RefSeq and is a predicted model, not a curated record. Gene Ontology annotation, molecular function: transmembrane ascorbate ferrireductase activity. Bases 381 to 2300 code for a protein of 639 amino acids. Gene Ontology annotation, cellular component: membrane.